CACGCGCAUGCGUUGUAUAUUGAGUUUGGCGCGCGGGACUAUCCAAGAAAGACGUCAACAGAAACAACGUGCGGCUGUUAUCCCUGCUUCACUGUCAUAAAACGUUUUAGAUUUUAUUUAACUAAAUUAUUUACGAGCUGCCAUGAUGUGGAAUCAGGGAGGGUACACCGCAACGAGUACGGUCGGAGGGUACACACAGUCUCCUGGAGGCUUUGCGUCACCGUCCCUAUCCCAGGGAGGAGACAAGAAAGGGAGAACUCGUGCCAACCAGAUUAUCCCCUGCACAGUAUCACAGCUGAUGUCUGCUGCUCAGGCUGACGAGGCUUUCCGAGUAGGAGAUGUGGAGGUUGCCCAGGUGACCAUUGUGGGUGUUAUCCGGAGCACAGACAAAUCCAUGACCAACAUCCAGUACAAGGUGGAUGACAUGACCGGUGCUCCCAUGGAUGUGAAGCAGUGGGUGGACACAGAGGACCCCAGUGUGGACAGCACUGUCCUGCCCCCAGGCACAUAUGUCAAAGUCUCCGGCAAUCUGCGCUCCUUUCAGAACCACAGAUCUGUUGUGGCGUUUGGUGUCAGGCCCCUGGAGGAUAUGAAUGAAAUCACCUCACACAUGCUAGAGGUGGUGCAAGCUCACAUGGCGCUCAACAAAUCCCAAACCAUGCCCGCAGCAGGAGGAAUGAACAGCAAUGUCACACCCAUGUCACGACCUGACACAGGAAGCAUGGGAGGUAGCUAUGUGGGUGCUAUGGAGAUGAACAACGGGCUAAGCGGUAAUCAGAAUCAGGUGUUGUGUUUGAUAAAGAGCUGUCCGGACGCACAGGGCAUCAGCAUCCAGGAGCUCAAGCAGAGACUGAGUGGCAUCAGUCUGGCUGUCAUCAAGCAAGCAGUGGAAUUCCUAAGCAAUGAAGGACACAUCUUUUCCACCAUCGAUGAAGACCACUACAAAUCAACAGACAACGAUGAAUAGAUCUCCUUAGCACCUGUUGGGUUACUUUUUUUUGGAUUAAAUAGUAUAGAUUUUAUAGCACAAAGCUAACAGCUAAAUAUAAAACUCUGGUGCAACCUUGUAGGUCUCUCUUACUGUUCUGUGGUUGGUGUUAGUUGAAGAUCACAUGGUUAAGGUUUGGUGGGGUUAACACAUCCUGCAUCCCUGAAGACGCUUCUGCUACUCUGUGAAAUCUCCCCCUUUUCUUUCUAAAGCUUUUUGUACUUUUAAAGACUUGGAACACAAGCACUCAGUUUAUUAUUGUCUCUGUAACGAACCUUUUGCCAGAAUAAAAAGACUUCACGGAAA
This is a messenger RNA of Labrus bergylta (ballan wrasse), 1294 nucleotides long. RefSeq names its product replication protein A2 (gene rpa2). NCBI's taxonomy places the organism in Eukaryota, Metazoa, Chordata, Actinopteri, Labriformes, Labridae. The record is from RefSeq and is a predicted model, not a curated record. Gene Ontology annotation, molecular function: single-stranded DNA binding. Gene Ontology annotation, biological process: DNA replication; nucleotide-excision repair; double-strand break repair via homologous recombination. Gene Ontology annotation, cellular component: DNA replication factor A complex; site of double-strand break; chromosome, telomeric region.